AUGUCUACCACCACUGACACUCCCGAGAUCAUAAUCCCUCGUCCCGGGACAGAGGUCUCAUCUCCAAUAUCCUCAGUCCUCGGCUCUUCUGAAGAGUCCUUUACAUCAACAUUUGGAAAGCUUUUGCCUAGGGCUCAAUUCCUCUCCACCAGAUAUGGGAAAAUCGCAUAUUAUACUUAUGCACCCCUCGCCUCAACAUCUACUUCCUCCUCAGGCUCUACUGUCCCUUCGGUUCCUGCGAGUCCUUCGGGUCAAAAAGUGCUCUUACUCCAUGGCGUCCAAACACCAUCCCUAGGCCUGCAGCCUGUAGCCGAAAACCUCCACUCCCAGUUUCCGCAAGCGGAGUUUGUACUAGUGGAUCUCUGGGGCCAUGGACUUUCUUCAACUCCUCUGGUAGCACAUACACCCUCUCUCUUCCACUCCCUCAUCUCUGCUCUACUUGAGCAUCUUCAAUGGUCUUCUUGUCAUUUAGUCGGAUAUUCUUUCGGCGGUGCGACUGCAAUCUCUUAUCUCGCCGCAGAAUCUCACUCUAACCCCACCAAAACCAAAAUACAGAGUGUUUCUCUCAUCGCACCAGCAGGCCUCUGGAAAUCUCCAGGCUUGGACAAAAAGAAAUUGUACAGUACCGAUUUUGGUGUCGCCAAAGCACAUGUGCUCGAUCUUCUUGAAGGCGGUCCUUUGAUCGUUCCCUCAGACUGGGAGUCUCGUGUGGCUAAUGGUGAGAUAGUGGCUGAGAAAGUGAGGGAAUGGCAGAUGCAACACCAUGCCGCACAUACAGCGUCUGUGGUGGCUAUCGUAAGGGACGGUGGUGUUUUUGGACUCGAGGAGGAAUAUUCCAAAGCUGCAAAGUUAGGGGUUCCUGUAUUAGCAGUAUUAGGAGAAAACGAUGAUGUAGUGUUCGAGAAGGAUCUAAGAGCAGUAGGCGUGGAGAAUGUAGUUGUGGUUAAAGGAGCAGGACAUGCUGUUGUGAGGCAGAAAGUCGAUCAAGUUGCGGGACAUAUUCAAGAGUUCUGGGAUGGGCUGCAGGUGUAG
This is a messenger RNA of Aureobasidium melanogenum CBS 110374, 1032 nucleotides long. Its product is annotated as alpha/beta-hydrolase. The transcript has a single exon. Lineage: Eukaryota; Fungi; Ascomycota; Dothideomycetes; Dothideales; Saccotheciaceae. The record is from RefSeq and is a predicted model, not a curated record. Bases 1 to 1032 code for a protein of 343 amino acids.